Messenger RNA from Orbilia oligospora ATCC 24927, 1386 nucleotides. RefSeq lists its product as uncharacterized. Gene Ontology annotation, molecular function: transferase activity, transferring alkyl or aryl (other than methyl) groups. NCBI's taxonomy places the organism in Eukaryota, Fungi, Ascomycota, Orbiliomycetes, Orbiliales, Orbiliaceae. The record is from RefSeq and is a predicted model, not a curated record. The transcript has 2 exons. Bases 1 to 1386 code for a protein of 461 amino acids. Gene Ontology annotation, biological process: alkaloid metabolic process.
AUGUGCUCUAAUUCAAACUCAAAAGACAAGCUUCCUUUCGAAAUAGUAAGCUCUCUUAUACAAUUUCGAAACAAAGACCAUCAAUUCUGGUGGGAAAGAACCGGAAGCCACCUUGCCGAGCUUCUUAAAUAUGCCGGAUACACUUACUCAGAACAAUACAACGAACUACUUUUCUAUGCUCUGCAUAUAGUCCCAGAGCUUGGUCCAUCACCAGACGAAACCGGGUAUCUAAGAUGGAGAAGCCCCCAGACUCCAGAUGGGACACCUUUAGAUCUCAGUUGGGAAUGGGGCCUCGAAGGAAAAGGUGUUAUACGAACAUCUUUUGAACCUAUCGGGCCACAGGCAGGGACGGAGAUCGAUCCUUUCAAUCGGUACGAAACAGAUGCCUGGAUCAAAUAUCUCGAUAAUCAAGGGCUUGUCGUCGGCCUCGACCUAGAUUGGUACAAUCAUUUUACUGAAAGGCUACUACCAAAGUCUCUGGAAGAUGUUCAGAUGACAGAUAAGCUUAAAUUCGAACUCGCACCGAAGGCCGGGACAUUUGUUACCCGAGACAUCGAUCGAUCAGGACCGAUUGUUAAGUUAUAUAUUUUCCCAGGGCUAAGAGCUCAGGAAGUUGGAGUUUCCAGUCUAGAAGUUGUCAUGCAGGCAAUUCGAAGUCUUCCACAGGCCCAAUGCGAAUCUCUCAAUGUGGAGCCUUUAUUAGACUAUCUCAGCGAUGCGGCGAUAAAAUGGGGAAUGGAAACCGGUAUAUUCUCCUUCGAUCUUACAUCCCCGACGACAUCUAGAAUCAAGAUAUACACUCGAGCUCCAAAUACCACAGCGGAAUAUCUCAUGGACGCGCUUACACUUGGGGGGAGAUACGAUAUAUCAGAGUAUAGUGCCGAAGCCCUCACAGAUGUCAAGGAUUUUUGGAAGAUUUUUAUUGGUGAUGCACCAGGUGUUCUACCAACUGGGGGUGCCGAGCGAGCCGGCCCUGGGUUCUACUUUACAGUCAAGGCAGGGAAGCCAGCAUCACCGAAAGUAUAUAUUUCACCUAUUUCAUUUUGCAAGAACGAUGCAGAAGUGCUGGUGAGGUUGCGGAAGUACUUUUCCACACGUCGGAAUGCGGAUAAAAUGCUGCCUCAGAUGGAUAACUACGAGAAGGCUUUGAACAGUAUAUAUGGUUCUGAGCUUCUGAAUGAACGCUGUGGUAGUCACUUCUAUGUUAGCUGUGCAUUACAGAAGGAUCAGCUACGGGUCGUCACAUAUCUUUGUCCUCAGACCUUGGACCAAGAAAUGAAGAUCAUUGAGAGACGCGAGAAAAUGACACAGCCCUCGUUGCUUUCUAGGGUUCGAGAUCUUCAAGGCCGGUUCUUGGAGUAUUUUAGCAUCGAUAAUGCAUGGUAG